AUGAAGCAUUUGCCCAAGGUCAGGAAGCCACAUGUUUGCUGGCGGCCUGGCCGCCCACCCUCUCCCCAAAACCCCCUUCUCACAACGCCUCGGCUGCCCGCUCUCAUCCAGCAAGAACAGCGGCCCCACAACUUCCAACCACCUCAGCUAGCUGAGAAGAGCGACCUCCGGCCAGAGAACCGUAGCAUUCACUCCAUGAUAGAGGAGCUCUCGAGGUACACGUGUUACCGGUUCGAAAGGGUCAAGGACGAGAACAGUUUCGGCGACAACGUCGAUGACCUCCCACCCAGCUGGGACUACGCCCACCGCGUGGCCCACCACACCGACAGCCAGCAAGAGAUGCUUCGAGAGGUCCGGUUUCUAGACGAAGACGGCCCCUUCACCCAGAAGAUUUCGUGGCGCAACAAAGCGAUAAGAAGGCAACUCGAAAGGACGAAUGAGGAACUCACCGAGGGCGAGCUGGAUCCGAGGUACCAUUACGAACUCGUCCAGUUCGAGGAGGUAGGCGGUGAUUCUCUGGACAGUCGCAGGAGAAAGUAUUACAAUUCCCGAGACAGCCAAAUCGUCUCCUACGAGACUUCUAAGAGGUCCUCCAGGAACGGUGACAAGGACAGGGUCAAGAACAAGGAUAAGACAAGAGAGAGCAAGAACCGAGAUCGAGAAAAGGGCGCCUACCGCGUAACUCGCGCAGUAGGUUACUUCGCAGGCGUCCCCAGUCACGGUCGGGAACACAGGCAAGACAAGAAGGACAAGAAGGACAAGCAUGACAAGCAGGACAAGCACGACAAAUACGACAGGUACGACAAGUACGACAAGCACGAGAAGCAAGACAAACAAGACAGGAGGGAGAAGCACCACAAGAAGUCCGGAAAGGAUGUGGAAGACGAUAGCGGCAUCUUCGCCAUCGUCGCCUACUAUAGACGGAAACCCCGCAGCGAAGAACCCAUUGAGGCCAUGUAUCGGGAACUCAAGCAAGGCAGGCUAAACUAUCAAGAAGUCGCGCUACAGAAUACCGUGGCAACCUCCCCGGCGUACGUGAACGCCCAGGCCGUGCCCCAGCAGCUGCACCAUGUACCUCAGGGUAACGCGGGCCAGUACGCCCGACAAGAGCAUCCGCAAGCCAUGCAGCAGCAACAACUACAGGCUCAGAUGCUCUACCAGCAGCAGCUACAGCAGCGGAAAUUACAACAGCCCCAGCAAAUCCAACAACUGCAGCAAUUGCAACAGCCGCAACAACUUCAGCAGCCCCAGCAAAUCCAACAGCUUCAACAACUGCAACGGCAGCAGCAGCAGCAGCAGCAAAUCCAACAGCAGCAGCAGCACAUCCAACAACAGCAGCAGCAAAUUCAGCAACAGCAGCAGCAAGUCCAGCAGCAGCAGCGGCAAACCCAGUUUACUCACCAGCAGGCCCAGCAGCAGGCCCAGCAGCAGGGUCGCCUUUCGGUGCCAGCCGCGGCCCCCGUGCCGAGGCAUGUGGGGGCAGCAGGUCGGUAA
Molecule: messenger RNA, 1494 nt
Organism: Parascedosporium putredinis
Lineage: Eukaryota; Fungi; Ascomycota; Sordariomycetes; Microascales; Microascaceae
Source: the annotation of a GenBank genome assembly